GGAAAGAGAGAGAGAAACCCCAAAUCCUCUCCAGUCCCCAGUCCCCAAUCCAAUCGACCGGGGGGCGAAAUGAGCCACCGCCGCCGCCGGCCCUCCUCGCCGCCACCACUACCGGCGCAUCCGCUGGAAGACAACGCCCUCCUCCACGACAUCUUGCUCCGCCUCCCGCCGCAGCCGCCCUACCUCCUGCGCGCGUCCAUCGUCUCCAAGCGCUGGCGACGCCUCGCCACCGACCCCAAGUUCCUCCGCCGCUUCCGCGCCCACCACGGGAAGCCUCCCCUCCUGGGCGACUUCUCGUACGAAGUAGGAUCAUUCUCCUUCAGAUCCACCCUCGACCCGCCCUACCGCAUCCCUCCCCGCCGCCUCUCCCUGCGGCCGGACGGCAGCGAGGGAUGGGCGUGCCUCGACUGCCGCCACGGACGCAUACUCUUCGACGACUGCAGGCGGAGGCGGGUCAUCGUGUGGGACCCCAUCACCGACGGCCGCUGCGUCCUAGCCUACCCGCAGCAGUUCCGCGACUCCGGGAUUGUGCAAAUCCACAGCGGGGCGGUGCUCUGCGCCGCCGGCGACCAGGGCCACGUGCAUGGCGCCUGCCAGUCGAUCCCUUUCAAACUGGUCGGGCUCAGCGCUUGGCACCACAAUGAUGUAGCCAGCAUCUUCGCAAGUGUCUACUCUUCCGAGACUGGCGUAUGGAGUGAUCUCGUCUCAACAACGCUCCCACGGAAGGGUAUAAAUCUUUUGAGUCACAGCGCACUUGUUGGUAACACCCUUCACUGGCUGGUCACCACAAAUAGCAUACUGGAGUUUGAUUUGGUCGCACAGACGUUAGCUGUGACCAAGAGGCCUCUUGGUGCUCCUCCUCGCCAUGACAAUGUUCAGAUCACCCGGUCAGAGGAUGGCGGUGUUGGCUUCGCUGCUUUGUCCGGCUCUCGCUAUGACCCUUGCUUGCAAAUGUGGGACAGGAAGGUCGAUCCGGAUGGAGCUGCCACAUGGGUGUUGCGCAAGACUGUUGAACUGCAGAAGAUUCUUGGAUUGGACUCUAUGAUUGAGAAGAACAAGGCAUCUAUACUGCACUACUUGGAUGAUGCUCAUGCAAUCUUUUUGAGGGUAUAUUCAUCUGUCUACAUGGUUCAGCUUGAGUCAAUGCAGUCUAAGGAACUUUUCAAAAGCAUCCAUAAUUGCAUCUAUCGUCCUUUCACAAGUUUCUGGACCGAAGGUGUCUUUAGCAGUUUGAAGCCGAAUCAGCUUAUCACUCAAUGAUGUGCAGCCUGGAAUGCGACUCUUGUCUAUUAUGUCCAUGUGUCUAUGGCUCUGCUACAUCUACUGCAGCUGUCUUGCGGAAAUCAUCUAGUAAUAUGUUAAUUGUGGUGUAGUACUUUAUCUGUCUGUCUAAUAGUAUGUACUUGUCAACUGAAGCCAGAAAUGUUUGGGUUGAUUCGGUAGUGUUGCCCUUCAUAAUGGAUUGCAAUCCAUCUCCAGUUUGACACUUUGACUUAGUGCUGACGCCAGAUUUUGGUUGCCAAUACCUGGUGUUGACCUCUUAUAUGUUUUACCUUGUCUGUUGUCAGUGCCGUGCUUGCCUUUGUUAGAGAAGGACACGAAUUCCAGGGAGUCCGGGUUGCACACGUGUUUAUCAUUGUUGAUCUUGCUAUUAAUCACGUACACGCUUUACUAUUUCACCUUUAGUUGAAGAGUUUGUCCUGUAUGUGACUGCAUGCCUUAAAAAGUAAAAAAAAAAGUGCACUUGCUGCUUUUUUUGCAUUUUCAGUUGUUCAGUCCAUUGUGGUUCUGAAUUGUCAUAUGUUAUGAAUGUUGUGGUCUUAAUAAGUGCUCCACAUAUUUGUCACACGCUGAGUCAAGAAUCAAGUGAGCUCACGGGAGAUGGAAUACUAUUUGUGUUGUUAGUUUUUUUUACAAUAUUUUUGUUGUUGGCGUGAUGCUACGGUAUAUAUAUGCCUUAUUUUUCUUGAUGUACUAAUUUUAGUGGGGUCAUAUUGGACUUUUUAAGAGAUAUAAACUAGUAAUAAUACAAAUAUGAGACCAAUUAAUUUCUGCUCCUUUCAUGCCUUUCUUCUUUGUUAACUAGCAUAUACAUUUAAAUUGCAUCAUUUUUCUCUGGUUGUGUCUGAGCAUACUGCUACUACAUUUACUUGUCUUAUAGCAUGAGCUACCUUCAAGCUUUAAACCCACAAUAGGCACACUGAGAACUUAGGAUAAAUCAUCUGAUAUGUCAAAUCUGUAACUUGACCACACCGAAGCUUAAAACUAGUUACAUUUUUCCAUCUAAAAAAGCUAAUGUUGUUUUAAGAUGAUUUUGUAUUUCAGAUAGAUUGACUGUUCAGAUUUACCUUUCUUCAUUUGCGCUCUUCGCUUUCUUAUUCUGUUUAGUAUGGUGCUGUAAUGACCGGGCUUAAAAUAUCAACAGUUCAAUGAGUGUGUAGCCAAUGCAGCUGAUUUAACAACUGUGAUGGGUUUGUGCACAGUAGUCUGAAGCAGAAGUAGCUUUGCUAGUGUACUUCAACCUGGAAUGCUGGCCUUUGGAGUAUGCCAUGACCAUCUAUAUUGCAGUUGUGAAUUGAAAACUGGACCUGUAGAAAUUAUCUCAUGUGCCCACUCUGGUGUUAUUUUGAGCUAUUGUGCUGAACUCUGAAAUGCUUGGAUUAGUUUGUCAUUGUUCAUGUUGGAAUUUGUUCAUAUCACCCCUGCCCUCUCCAUCGCAAAUAUUGCUCGCCCAAUACCCAUACUCAUCUGCAUGACGAACAGCCUGAGCCAACUCCUGAGUCUCAGAGUGGAGGAAUUCGCUAGGCUGUUUGCAAAUUAGCCGUUGUUUCAGUGACCAUGUAUUGCGAGACAAACGUCGCACUGUCUCCUGGCGCCAUGAAGCUAUCUGAAUACCUUCUUCCCUCGCUGCAUCUCAGAGAUAGUCCCUCCAUGUCUGGAACUUUGCUCGCAGAUGGGAAAGCUCAAAAUGACUGAAAAAAAUCAUCAGGAGCAAAGGUGAUUACCGAACUAGUUACAUUGUACCAUCAUUAUUAGCUUAUUACUUGGCAAGAAACCAGUCUGUGACGGUCUUGUUUUGGAUUACACGCAUAUAAACAAACACAGAGCCGUUAACGCUUCUUGGUUCCUUGCACGGUGUCACAUUUUUUACAAUGAAGAAAGGAGAGCCACAUGAUCCUUUGGCUCUUGGGGAGGCGGUGCGCUGGAAUUGGGGGCGCUCGCUGGCUACAGUGGUUGCAGGAAACCCUAGAAAUCCUUUUGUAUUUCUUGUUUUUUUUUAGAUUUCUAUAAAUUCUGGAUAAUCAUUUUAUCCCCUUGUUUAGUUUCCACAUAUAACUUAGUUUUCGAUUAAUGAAAUAUGUGGUUGCUCUCAAGAAUUUUUUUUCCUUAUGUGAUAAUACCUAAAAAAAACUGCUUCCCCAUUUGAUCCUGUAGAAAAGACUUUCCCUAUUUGACACUUAGUCAAAAUUUCUUGCCUAUUCCCUAAUAUGACAUCGCCGUGCACCCCGUUACACUGCCGUCGGUUUUUCUUUUCAUGGACAAAAAUAUCCCUCCCUUAGUCAUUACGCAACGCUGGGAAAAAAAGAUCUAACCCGUUUACUGUCUGUCCCCGACUCGAGCCGCCGGCGGCGGCGCAUAGAAGCAGCGGCGAGACGCGAUAGCUAUGUGAGACUAGGGGGUGGCUGUGGAGGGCGGCCAGGUUGGAUUCAAUCAAGGCUAUGGAUGGCCAUCCCAGCGUGCCGGCGGUGGGCUGGCAAGGCGCAGCGGCGCCGUCGUCGUGGUCGGCGACGAGGAGCUCGGCCGGUGCACCCUCGAGCCAGCGUUCCAGCACUGCCUCCUCCGCCAGCGUCGUCGCGGAAGCCUUGGGUGGAGCUGCGUCGACAUCACCAUCUCCGCGAGCGCGAGCGCCUGCUCCUCCAAUUAUGCCCACGUUCCAGAUAAGUUUGCAAGCAGGUUGCUAGAGCUAGAGCGGUCCCUCCGCAAAAGAGAAAAGGAAAAGGUGUUUUUAGCAGUUCGAAGCAGAAGCAGCUUAUCACUGGAUGAUGUGCAGCCUGGGAUGCGACUGAAGUCUGAUUAUGUCUAUGUUUAUGGCUACAUCUACUGUAGCUGUCUCGCCGAAAUCAUCAACUAUGUUGAACUGUGGUGUAGUACUUCAUUUGUCUGUCUGUCUAAUGGAGUCGUAUGUACUUGUCAACUGAAGUCUGAAAUAUUUGGGCUAAUUAGGCAGUGUUGGCCUUGAUAAUCGAUUGUAAUCCGCCGCCAGUUUGACUUGGUGGUGACGCCAAAUUAUGGAUGCCAAUUGCCUGGUGUUGAGUA
Molecule: messenger RNA, 4317 nt
Organism: Lolium perenne
Lineage: Eukaryota; Viridiplantae; Streptophyta; Magnoliopsida; Poales; Poaceae
Molecular function (GO): protein binding
Source: RefSeq, a predicted model, not a curated record